Molecule: messenger RNA, 245 nt
Organism: Racocetra persica
Lineage: Eukaryota; Fungi; Glomeromycota; Glomeromycetes; Diversisporales; Gigasporaceae
Source: the annotation of a GenBank genome assembly
AUGUGGAAAACAAGAAUUCUUGCCGAUGGUAAAAAUGAAGUUAAUGGGUUUAUAUUGGUAAAGGUUCAAAAGUAUAUCGAUCAUCUUCAAGAAACUAUGUUAAACGUGACCGGGUUCUGUGACUAUGUGAAGACAAAGAACCCAUUCACACACAUGGAGUAUCUCAAAGCAUACACAAGGGUUAACUUUUUUGAAAGGCGUGUCAAAGAAUACAGUACUAUCCAUGAUAUCGAAUAUAAUGAUAG